This is a messenger RNA of Coffea eugenioides, 1008 nucleotides long. RefSeq lists its product as uncharacterized. Gene Ontology annotation, biological process: DNA integration. The record is from RefSeq and is a predicted model, not a curated record. NCBI's taxonomy places the organism in Eukaryota, Viridiplantae, Streptophyta, Magnoliopsida, Gentianales, Rubiaceae. Gene Ontology annotation, molecular function: nucleic acid binding. The transcript has 4 exons. The coding region runs from base 1 to 1008 and encodes 335 amino acids.
AUGACUGCUCCCUGGCCAUGUUCAAUGUGGGGUAUGGAUGUGAUUGGAGCCAUUGACCUUCUUGCUUCAAAUGGACAUCGAUUUAUCCUAGUGGCAAUAGAAUAUUUCACCAAGUGGGUCGAAACUGAGUCUUACAAGUAUGUGACUAAAAAGGUGGUGACAGACUUUCUAAGGAAGCACAUCAUUUGUCGUUUUGGUGUACCAGAGACGUUGAUCACCGAUAAUGCCAAGAAUCUCAACAAUGAUAUGGUGGAUGGGCUGUGCGAACAGCUCAAAAUCAAGCAUAAGAAUUCCUCUAUUUAUAGACCACAGAUAAAUGGAGCUGUUGAGGCUACGAAUAAGAAUUUGAAGAAGAUAAUUCAAAAAUUGACUGAAAGACACCGUGAUUGGCACGAGAAGCUCCCCUAUGCAUUAAUGGCAUAUAGAACAACUAUUCGGACUUCUGGAAUGGAAACAGUGUUACCAGCUGAGGUCGAAAUCCCUUCUUUGCGCAUUUUAAUGGAGGCCAAAUUGGAUGAAACUUAUUGGAUUAAACAACGUCAUGAGCAAUUGUCUUUAAUCGAUGAGAAGAGGUUAAAUGCCAUUUGUCAUGGUCAAUGCUAUCAAAGGAGGGUGGCCUGUGCUUACAACAAGAAAGUCACACCACGAAUAUUCACAGAAGGAGAUAAAGUGUUGAAACAUAUUUUGCCAGUACAAGAGGAAGCUAAGGGAAAGUUUGCACCAAAUUGGCAAGGCCCUUUUAUUGUCCAGAGAGUUUUGUCCGGUGGAGCGCUCAUUCUUGCAGAAAUAGAUGGGACUGAGAGCCGCUUUGAUGCUAGAGCUCUUGGUUGUUUGAAGCUUGUAAUUUCUUUGGUGUUCGAUUGGUUGUAUUGUGGUGAUGUUAACAACGUUGAUGAAGUUAUAACAUUUGGGGUUUGGGUAAAGAAACAUGGGAAAUUUUAUCUUGAUACGUCAGUGGAAAGUUUGGUUUUGGUUCCUGAUUCACGGUUGGUUGUUCUGCUUGCUUAA